Aethina tumida (small hive beetle) is the source of this 1161-nucleotide messenger RNA. RefSeq names its product trypsin-1. NCBI's taxonomy places the organism in Eukaryota, Metazoa, Arthropoda, Insecta, Coleoptera, Nitidulidae. Gene Ontology annotation, biological process: proteolysis. The record is from RefSeq and is a predicted model, not a curated record. The transcript has 6 exons. Gene Ontology annotation, molecular function: serine-type endopeptidase activity. Bases 131 to 1135 code for a protein of 334 amino acids.
GUCGAUUUUCUUUGAACCAAAUUAUUUCAAUUGUUUAUAAAACAUUGCGCCAAACGUGCGAAGUCGUUUUAGGUUAAGUUGACGUGUUUGAUAUAGCUAACAGACGCCUAGGAUGAAUUUGUAAUCUAAAAUGAAAGUGAAUUUUAGUUUCAAUUGCAUCUGUUUUCUGUGUUGGAUAUCGAUUUUGGCAUGUGUCCAGUCAGAAACGUUUAAUAAUAACGACGUAGAAUUAACGGCAAACACGUCAACAAUUGCAAGUUAUAGAAAAGGCAAGUUUUUAUUUAAUCAAUUGGCUAGUAUAACGAGUUUUUUCUCUCCUGCACCAGUUGUGGAAGCAAUUGCUGAUGUAGAUGAAGAAGAGGAUGAGGAAGACGAAUCUAAAAAAUGUACAUGUGAAUGUGGUCUUUCGAAUCAAGAGAACCGCAUUGUUGGUGGACAAGCGACAGGCAUAAACCGCUAUCCGUGGGUAGCCAGAAUCGUAUACGAUGGUCGUUUCCAUUGUGGCGCCUCGCUACUCUCCAGCGAUUAUGUGCUCACAGCUGCACAUUGUGUUCGCAAGUUGAAACGUUCAAAAAUACGAAUAAUACUCGGUGAUCAUGACCAAUCAACUACGACAGAUGUUCCAGCUAAAAUGCGAGCCGUAGCUGCAAUUAUAAGACAUCGCAAUUUCGAUUCAGACUCGUAUAAUCACGAUAUUGCCCUUCUGAAGCUGAGGAAGCCGGUCGAGUUCACGAAAAAUAUCAAACCAGUUUGUCUCCCAACCUUAUCAGAACCUGCUGGUAAGACUGGCACCGUGGUAGGAUGGGGAAGGACAGCGGAAGGGGGAAUGUUGCCUAACAUUGUUCAGGAAGUGGAAGUUCCUAUAUUGACAUUAGCGCAAUGUAGGGCAAUGAAAUAUAGAGCAUCGAGGAUUACUUCCUACAUGUUGUGUGCAGGAAAAGGCUCCAUGGACUCAUGCCAAGGAGAUAGCGGUGGCCCAUUGCUCGUACACAAUAAAGACAAAUUUGAAAUCGUUGGUAUCGUGUCAUGGGGAGUAGGAUGUGCGAGACCUGGUUAUCCUGGUGUUUACACGAGAGUUUCCAAAUACCUGAAUUGGAUAAAAUACAACGUACAAGAUUCCUGCAUAUGUAGUUAAAUUAUUUUAUUUAUUUAUUUUUUAUA